Fraxinus pennsylvanica is the source of this 1626-nucleotide messenger RNA. NCBI's taxonomy places the organism in Eukaryota, Viridiplantae, Streptophyta, Magnoliopsida, Lamiales, Oleaceae. The record is from the annotation of a GenBank genome assembly.
AUGGAGGGACCGGCAGUACAGCCAGCCACCCCCCGGAAAAAGAUGACGAAACAAUUGACAGGGAGGCGAGACGAUACUGCAUUGCAUUCUGCAGCUAGAGCAGGGAAUAUUGUUGCCAUAAGGGAAAUCAUCAAUGGUACUAGAGAGGAAGAAUUGACAGAGUUGCUAUCGAAACAAAAUUCAGCUGGAGAAACAACCUUGUACGUAGCUGCUGAAUAUGGUUAUUUUGAGUUGGUGAGGGAGAUGAUUGAAUUCUAUGACCUUGCGGCUGCUGGAAUCAAAGCGAGGAAUGGCUUUGAUGCACUUCACAUAGCUGCCAAACAAGGGGAUUUGGAAGUGGUGAAGGUGUUGAUGGAAGCACAUCCCGAGCUGUCCAUGACCGUAGAUAUAGCAAAUACCACGGCUUUGCAUACUGCAGGGACUCAAGGGCACAUAGAGGUCGUAAAUUAUCUCUUGGAAUCCGAAAGCAGCCUUGCCACUAUAGCUAAAAGUAAUGGGAAAACAGUCUUGCAUUCUGCUGCAAGAAAUGGGCAUACACAAGUUCUUACGGCCCUCUUGAGUAAGGAGCCCGGGAUUGCAACUCGAACUGAUAAAAAGGGACAGACUGCACUUCACAUGGCCGUUAAAGGACGAAAUCUCGAUGUUGUAGAGGAACUCAUUAAAGCAGAUCCGAUGUCAAUAAAUAUGGUCGAUAACAAGGGAAACACCGCAUUGCAUAUAGCCACCCGGAAAGGGAGGACACAGAUUGUGAAGAUGCUUCUAGGACAAAAUGAAACCGAUACAAGAGUUGUUAACCGAUCGAACGAAACUGCCUUCGACACUGCAGAGAAAAUGGGGAAUGCUGAUAUUGCAGCCAUCCUGAAGGAGCACGGUGUUCAGAGUGCAAAGAUGAUAAAGCCUCAGACUACAAGUCCAGCUCGGGAGCUAAAGCAAACCGUGAGUGACAUAAAGCAUGAAGUUCAUAAUCAAUUAGAACACACGCGUCAAACUAGAAAACGCGUGCAAGGUAUAGCUAAACGCCUCAACAAAAUGCAUACGGAGGGGCUCAACAAUGCCAUUAACUCGACUACUGUUGUGGCUGUACUCAUUGCCACCGUUGCAUUUGCCGCAAUAUUCACUGUUCCUGGCCAGUAUGUCGAUGACCCUAAUGAUAUUCCUCCAGGGUUUUCCCUUGGGGAAGCAAAUAUUGCUCCAAAACCUUCGUUUCAGAUUUUCUUGAUCUUCGACUCUGUUGCCCUGUUCAUUUCUCUAGCAGUCGUGGUGGUGCAAACCUCAGUCGUGGUAAUAGAAAGCAAGGCGAAGAAGCAGAUGAUGGCGAUUAUAAACAAGCUAAUGUGGUUAGCUUGUGUGCUUAUUUCGGUGGCAUUCUUGGCAUUGUCGUUUGUUGUAGUUGGAAAGCACGAUAGGUGGCUCGCAAUUGGAGUGACAAUUAUAGGAACUACAAUAUUGGCAACGACGAUAGGUACAAUGUGUUAUUGGGUGAUUAUGAAUCGGAUAGAGUCCUCGAACAAGAAGAGCAUACGAAAGAACUCUAUGCAGGCCAGCAGAGAUCGGUCUUGGUCGAAAUCUUUACUUUCAGAUUCAGAAGUCCUAAACAAUGAUUUCAAGAAAAUGUAUGCAAUUUGA